This is a messenger RNA of Eurytemora carolleeae, 1746 nucleotides long. RefSeq lists its product as uncharacterized. The transcript has a single exon. The coding region runs from base 76 to 1311 and encodes 411 amino acids. The record is from RefSeq and is a predicted model, not a curated record. Lineage: Eukaryota; Metazoa; Arthropoda; Copepoda; Calanoida; Temoridae.
AUUCAAUGGAAGAAGACUUCCAAGGAACCAGAACAGAGAUUGUUGUUUCUAGGUUUUAUAAUAGACACAGUUCAGAUGAAAUUCUUCGCAGCGGAAGAAAAACUAGCAAAUAUAGAAAAUCUCAUGGUCGAUUUUUUGAUGAAAAUAGUGUUCAAAUGUAGUUUCAAUUCCAAGGAUGUUGCAGGGGUUCUGGGAAAAAUUCAGAGUCUCAGGAGGAGUCACGGAUCUCUGGUAGGAAUAAUGUCAAGGUCCACUCAACAUCAGCUAGGAAAAUUUGUUACAAAAAAUGAUUGGACGACAGGUUUGGUCCUCAACAACCAAUGUUUCGAGGAAUUAAAUGCUUUGAAGAACGAAUUAAAAACGUCAAAUGGUCAAUUCAUCCAGAAUUCGUUCACAGCAGGAAAAACUUUCGAACUGGAAGAAGUCUCGAGAAUGGUCAAAAUCAUUGAAACUACCGAAAACAAAGUCGAAAAUUUGAUGGUGUCGGAUGCCUCAGCAACUUCUGCAUUCGUGUACCAUGAUGGUCAGGUAGAACUAAUAAACGAUCAUGAAUUCGACAAAUUCGAAAAAUCGACAAGUUCAGGUCAUAGGGAACUCUUAGCAGUAAUCAAAACACUGGAGUCAGAACAAAAUUCGUCUUUCUUUACCAACUUAAUCAACAGGAGGCUUUACUGGCAAACCGACAGCAAAAAUAGUUUCAUCUUCAUGUCAAGAGGCUCCAGAGUUCCCUCCAUCCAAAAAGACGUCUUCAAACUCAAAACAUUAGAAAAACGUCUAAAUCUGCAGAUCGUACCAGUGUGGACUUCAAGAAAUCACAACAGAAUAGUCCUAGAGGAUCUGGGUUCCAAAUUCAGUCAAAGCACCGACGAAUGGGGCGUUUCAAGGGACCUUAUUCAACAAAUAUUUUCAAGUUGGGAAAUCCAACCCACCGUCGAUUGUUUUGCGUCUUCAUCCAACACAAUCUGCGGAAAAUUCUUCUCGAAAAUACCACAGAUAGGUUCAUCAGGAGUAAAUUUUUUUGAUCAAGACCUCAAGGUUCAUGAAAUAUAUUUCUGCUGCCCUCCAACUAAGCUGGUGGGCCAUACAUGGCAUCAUUUGCUAAACCACAAGGGAAUCACAGCUAUUUUAAUUUGCCCAGUUUGGAAAUCUGCAAACUACUGGCCUCUUAUAUUUCAAGGUCCAAAUCCACACAAAAAUAUAAAAGAGUUUCGUUUUUUUUCAGGGAGAUUUCUUGUGUUUAACCAAGUAAAAUCACUUUUUUCCAAAGCUAGAUUUAUGGAUAUGGUGGCAAUUCUGUUAAAAACAGAAUAAUCUCUGAAAAAAUAUUAAAGGCAGUGGGGGUCCUUUGUCUGUUUUUUUCCUUUUUUUGUUUGUUUUUUGUGAUAAAAAUGUAAACUUCUCUUCACAGUGAAACAAAACUAUUCGAAUUUUUCUAUAACAAAAAUCAGUAUUAACAUUCAUUUUUUAUGAAAAUCUCAAACAAUGCAGAAAUUAUAAGUUCAACAAAUAUAUUUUUUGCAAUGUUCAUUUUUUGUUCACUUCGUUAUCUCAGAGAAGGAAAAUAUAAAAUUGUUCAUUGGCUCUUCCCAAUUAAAUCUAACCUAGUACCAGUAACUCUAAAGUUACAGGUUAGACCUGUUAACAUAGUAAUCGAAGUGCUUGCCACAGCAAUUAGUGUUUUGGAUCAUGACAGAUUUUAAAUACAAAAAUUGUAAGAAAAAAUCAUAGUUUUGUAAACUUGUAUAA